GAUUCUCGCGAGAGUGCGAGCGGAAUAUGGCAGAUGGCUCUUCCUCAAAGGGUGUGUGAGUGUGUGUCGUUUGUUUACCGUUCGAUGCGUCGCUCCGGUGUGUGUUUCAUUCCCGUCCGUCUCCGUUGAGUCACCGGACAGUGUUCAUGUUGUGCGGGCUGCUGCUGUCCACCGUUCAUCUGUGUAAAUAUGACCGGAGAGAAGAUCCGCUCGGUGCGCAAAGAGCGCAAGACGGGUUUGGAUCUGCUGGAACCGGAUGAGGAGCCGGCCGCCACCGGGCCGAUCAAAGCCCACCGGAGCAGCAAGAUCCUCAGCGGCGGAAACCACAAGAUCCUCCGCUCCAGCUCGCAGCAGAACCAGAGCAGCGGCGACACUGACGGCGCGUACCCCGUGCAUGAGUGCGUGUUCCGCGGGGACGUGCGGAGGCUGUCCUCGCUCAUCCGGACACAGAACAUCGCGCAGAAAGACGUGCACGGAAACACCCCCCUUCAUCUGGCCGUUAUGAUGGGUCAUAAAGAGUGUGCUCAUCUGCUGCUGGCCCAUAAUGCACCAGUGAAGGUGAAGAACGCUCAGGGAUGGAGUCCACUCGCCGAGGCCAUCAGCUACGGAGACCGACAGAUGAUCACGGCUCUGCUGAGGAAGCUAAAACAGCAGUCACGAGAGAGUGUGGAGGACAAGAGACCACGUCUGCUCACAGCACUAAAAGAGCUGGGGGACUUCUAUCUGGAGCUGCACUGGGAUUUCCAGAGCUGGGUGCCUUUACUCUCACGGAUCUUACCCUCCGACACCUGCAAGAUCUACAAACAGGGCAUCAACAUCCGUCUGGACACGACACUGAUCGACUUCAGUGAUAUGAAGUGUCAGCGAGGAGACCUGAGCUUCAUCUUCUGUGGAGACGCUGCUCCCUCCGAGUCCUUCGUGGUUCUGGACAACGAGCAGAAGGUUUAUCAGCGGAUCCAUCACGAGGAGUCAGAGAUGGAGACGGAGGAGGAGGUGGACAUCCUGAUGAGCAGCGACAUCUACUCCGCCACACUCUCCACCAAAUCCAUCACCUUCUCUCGCGCUCAGACCGGCUGGCUCUUCCGAGAGGACAAGACCGAGCGAGUGGGGAAUUUCCUGGCGGAUUUCUACAUGGUGAACGGCCUGGUUCUGGAGUCCAGGAAGAGACGCGAGCACCUGAGCGAGGAGGACAUCCUGAGGAACAAGGCCAUCAUGGAGAGCUUCAGCAAAGGAGGGAGUAUCAUCGAGCAGAGCUUCGAGCCGGUGAGGCGUCAGUCGCUGACCGCUCCGUCUCCGAACACCAUCUCCUGGGAGGAGUACAUCACCGCUGAGACGGGGAAGGCUCCUCAUCUGGGCCGAGAGCUCGUGUGCAAAGAGAACAAGAAGAACUUCAAAGCAACCGUAGCCAUGAGUCAGGACUUCCCUCUGGGCAUCGAGUCGCUGUUAAACGUUUUGGAGGUCAUCGCACCCUUCAAGCACUUCAAUAAACUCAGAGAAUUUGUUCAGAUGAAACUUCCGCCUGGGUUUCCUGUCAAACUAGACAUCCCUGUUUUCCCCACCAUCACUGCCACCGUGACCUUUCAGGAGUUCCGUUACGACGAAUUCGACAACUCCAUUUUUACGAUUCCCAACGACUACAAGGAGGAUCCCAGCCGCUUCCCAGACCUCUGAGCGUCCCGCGUCACCCUUCAUCCAUCUCCAUCUCCCUCCAGACGUCGCAGGUGGAGAGGACACACUAGAUGUCAUGUGGACACUAAGGGAUCGUGCAUCACUACAUGAUGAAGCUCUGGACCGAGCUCCUCACCAGAAACACGGAGCGCGUCGCUUCACAUCCCCUCUGUGUAACUGGCAGGGAAUACGGCAUUAUAAAUUAUUACACAAGCCACGUUUUCAUAUAUAUAUCUUUGUUACAAACUUGUAUACUUCACUUAAAGGAAGCGUGUAAACUUGGCGUCUGUAUAUGACUUAAAACCCGUCACAGAAAGCAAUGCAUAUGUACAUUUCUGUGUAAAUACCACUUCCUCCUCCAGUUCUUUUGCUUGCUGCAUUAUGGGAAACGGGCUUGUUCGGAUCAUUUGCUUUCUCUCAUCCUAACGUUUAUGGAUGUGAAUGUAGCAGAAAUGUUGCGAUGGACGGGACGCUCUUUAUUUUGACCUUGAUAGAUGGAUGUAUAUAAUUCAAAUUUAAAUAUGUUUUCCAAUGUAGUAUAAUGGACGAGUAUGUUUAUUGAGAUGGUGUAAAACGUUCCAGAGACGUGUUUUAUAUGUGGAGCUUGUCAUGUUUGCACCAGCAAUAUCCCAUUGGACAGUUUCCUCUUUUAGUGUCUCGUUUCGUUUUUCCUUCUCCGAAUGGAAACCAGCUGCAACGCUUCCCUGACGCACUACUGGCUAGUGUGGAAACUUGCUGUAUUCCUUUUUUAUUCUUCCUGUGUUUGAUGCUGCCUUUAGAGUUGCUUUCUGCCUUCAGUACUCUUCAGAUUUUCUCCCAUGAUGCAUUGAGCUCCCGGAUGUACAGCAGGAACCUUGUAUGAACCUGCUGCACUUUUACAUGACGAAUUGUAAUUAAUAAAAUGUCCACAUAUCAGUUUC
Messenger RNA from Carassius auratus (goldfish), 2588 nucleotides. Its product is annotated as ankyrin repeat domain-containing protein 13C. Gene Ontology annotation, molecular function: signaling receptor binding. Gene Ontology annotation, biological process: protein retention in ER lumen. The record is from RefSeq and is a predicted model, not a curated record. The coding region runs from base 190 to 1671 and encodes 493 amino acids. Lineage: Eukaryota; Metazoa; Chordata; Actinopteri; Cypriniformes; Cyprinidae. Gene Ontology annotation, cellular component: cytoplasm. The transcript has 13 exons.